AACGCAGUCGCCGAUCAGGCUUCCUUCCUCUUUCUCUCCGGUAUUUCCCCCUUUUCUAUUUCAUCCUUCCUCUCCCGAUCUGCUUUUCUGCGAGGAAGAGGGUGAUGAGGGAUUUCAAGAGGUUGAAGCAACAUCCACCUGCGGGGAACAGUGGAGAUUAUCUGCUUCUCUCACUCAGUGGUUAUUGAUAAAUUAACUGAGCCUUGAACUAGAAACCCAAGUUCUUGUAUCAGUGCUUUCAGCUGCAGCAACUCGCGAUCAUCAACGUUCCAUUGACCAGGUAUGGAUGGAGCAUUGCCUAAUACAAAGAAGUGGAUUGUGAUUUAUCCCAUCUACAUAAAUUCAAAGAAAACUAUAGCUGAAGGACGGCGAAUUAGCACUACUAAAGCAUGUGAAAAUCCCACUUGUGUUGAGAUCGGUGAUUGCUGCAACUAUCUUAAGCUACCGUCUGUAAUCGAGAUUGAUAAGGCAUAUCCACGCGAUUUCAUGCAAAGAGGGAGAGUGAGGGUAUUGCUGAAAAAAGAAGAUGGUACUUUGUUUAAUCCGGCUAUAGCUUCGCGGAAACAAUUGAUGCUCCAGGUUGCAGAGAUGGUCCCCAGACACCACGGGAGGACAAAGAAACAGGAACCUGCACCAACUUCUUCAACUGCAGGACCCUCCAAAUCUGGAAAAGGUGGAAAGAAAAAGAAAUAAUUCGGCUUUUGCAAGAGCAAAAAAUUCGCCAUACCCUCAGUUUUUCUUCUUUUUUUGAUGACCCUUGUCAACAAAGGGGCUCACUUAUAUCUGGCUUUGAAUUUCUCAAUUUAAUUGAUGUUUUGUACUCUUUUCAAAGGAGCACUUUCUCUUGUUAAGCUAUUCAUACUAGCUCAUAGGAUGGUUUUAUUGCAGUUGGAAUGUUAUAUGGAUGGCUUACAUGGAAUUUAGGUAUAACUUCCCUAAAAAGCCACUUAAAUAUCUCA
Macadamia integrifolia is the source of this 959-nucleotide messenger RNA. RefSeq names its product signal recognition particle 19 kDa protein. Lineage: Eukaryota; Viridiplantae; Streptophyta; Magnoliopsida; Proteales; Proteaceae. Gene Ontology annotation, cellular component: signal recognition particle, endoplasmic reticulum targeting. Gene Ontology annotation, molecular function: 7S RNA binding. The transcript has 5 exons. The record is from RefSeq and is a predicted model, not a curated record. Gene Ontology annotation, biological process: SRP-dependent cotranslational protein targeting to membrane, signal sequence recognition; SRP-dependent cotranslational protein targeting to membrane. Bases 283 to 693 code for a protein of 136 amino acids.